AUGACGGUUUACACCGAUGGCUCCUGUGAGGACAAUGGAAAACUCACCGCACGUGCAGGAAGCGGGAUCUACAUCAAACCGGAUCACCCUAACAACCGAGCUAUUCGAGUCCCAGGCCCACUGCAAUCAAACCAAGUGGGAGAACUCGUGGCGGUCAUUGCCGCCCUACAGGAUAUUCCUCCAUUUGUCCCGAUCACCAUUGCAACAGACUCCAUGUAUGUAAUAGAUGGGCUCACCAAACACCUGGGGCACUGGGAAGACAUAGGUUGGCUUGGAGUGGCAAACAGCCAAUUCUUCCAGGCUGCAGCAUACCAACUCCGCCGUCGUUCAGCCAGAACGUCCUUCCAAUGGGUGAAAGGACACGACAACAACCCUGGAAACGAAGCCGCCGAUGCCUUAGCAAAACAAGGGUCGGAAAAAGAUGCCGCGGACCAAAUUGAUCUGACAGUCCCAACAAAUUUCACAAUACAGGGAGCGAAACUGUCUUGCCUCACCCAAGCGAUAGCUUACCGGGGAGUGCGCGCGAGGCGCGCACUGACAGUGACCCCACGCCAGGGAGCAGUGAUCAAUCUUGACAGAACCCGCUAUGGGCUCGAAGAAGUUACACACAGCCUGGAAACGGAUCAGCAAAUCUGGCUCUCGUGGCAUAACAAAAACCUGAGAGCAGAAGUCCGACAAUUCACUCACAAAGCCUUGCAUCGCACACAAAAGGUGGGGGAUUACUGGACUCCUAUAGAUGGGUAUCAAUACCGUGCGAUCUGCCCCUUCUGCAAAGACACCACAGAAUCCAUGGAACACAUCUGGUUAGAGUGUGAUACACCAGAAAGGGCACUAAUCUGGAAACUCGCAAAACAACUAUGGCCCCGAGCCCAUGGUGAAUGGUCAAACCUCCCCUUUGGAGCGAUCCUUGGCAGUGGGAAAUUGACUCUCCCCCCGGCCGCCACACACAUGCCGGGAAGCGAGUCAGACGGCGGCGAGAUUAAGCAGCAACGAGCGGGAGCAUCCCGGCUCCUCCAAAUCCUCGUCUCGGAAUCCGCGUACCUCAUAUGGACACUAAGAUGCCAGAGAGUGAUACAAGGCAACACCCACUCCCUCGCUGCAAUAAAUACUAGAUGGACAAAUGCUAUCAACAGACGCCUUACAACAGACCGGGUUACAGCAGCAAAACUAACUAGAAAACCUAAAUUUGAACAAACCGUUGCCAAUACCUGGAAAGGCACACUCCGGGGCGAACAACAACUCCCAAAGGAUUGGAUGAUGAAUGAUGAGGUUUUAGUGGGUAUUAGAACUGUCCAGGCCUCCUAG
Gloeophyllum trabeum ATCC 11539 is the source of this 1305-nucleotide messenger RNA. Its product is annotated as ribonuclease H-like protein. Gene Ontology annotation, molecular function: nucleic acid binding; RNA-DNA hybrid ribonuclease activity. Bases 1 to 1305 code for a protein of 434 amino acids. The transcript has a single exon. The record is from RefSeq and is a predicted model, not a curated record. Gene Ontology annotation, biological process: DNA replication, removal of RNA primer. NCBI's taxonomy places the organism in Eukaryota, Fungi, Basidiomycota, Agaricomycetes, Gloeophyllales, Gloeophyllaceae.